This is a messenger RNA of Oncorhynchus gorbuscha (pink salmon), 2752 nucleotides long. RefSeq names its product excitatory amino acid transporter 1-like. The record is from RefSeq and is a predicted model, not a curated record. Gene Ontology annotation, biological process: L-glutamate import across plasma membrane; D-aspartate import across plasma membrane; L-aspartate import across plasma membrane. Lineage: Eukaryota; Metazoa; Chordata; Actinopteri; Salmoniformes; Salmonidae. Gene Ontology annotation, cellular component: plasma membrane. The transcript has 10 exons. The coding region runs from base 194 to 1759 and encodes 521 amino acids. Gene Ontology annotation, molecular function: glutamate:sodium symporter activity; neutral L-amino acid transmembrane transporter activity; L-glutamate transmembrane transporter activity.
AUGUGCCUGUCUAUCACACUCCAUCUCCCAGUCUCUAUCUCUCCUCCCUUCUCUGCCUCUGGACCCACUGCCUGCCUCUAACACUGUUGCUCUCUGCCUGCCUGACCUGUCCUCAGGCUGAGGAUAACUCAUCAGGAAGAGGAGUUUGUCUAAUAAAGGAACAUCUACACUGGUGAAAGAUUCCCACACUAGGAUGCAGCGGAUCCGGGAGGGCAUCCACAUAAGGACCAUGAAGGCCAAGAGGAAAGUGGAGGACAUCUCUAAGGAAGACGUCCAGGCCUUCUUCAAGAAGAACGCCUUUGUGCUCUUUACUGUAGCGGCCGUCGUUGUAGGUAUAAUCCUUGGCUUUGCACUGCGUCCCUAUAAAAUGACCUACCGAGAGGUGAAGUACUUCUCUUUCCCUGGAGAGCUGCUGAUGAGGAUGCUGCAGAUGCUGGUGCUUCCCCUGCUGGUAUCCAGUCUCAUCACAGGCAUGGCAGCGUUGGACAGUAAGGCUUCAGGAAAGAUGGGCAUGCGAGCUGUGGUGUAUUACAUGACCACCACCAUUAUUGCUGUCAUCAUAGGCAUCAUCGUGGUGCUCAUCAUCCACCCUGGGAAAGGAUCUAAGGAUGAGUUCAUGAAGCAGUCGAAGAUAGAGGACAUCAGCCCUGCCGACGCCUUCCUGGAUCUCAUCAGGAACAUGUUUCCACCAAACAUGAUCCAGGCCUGCACACAGCAGUUCAAAACCAAAUACGGGAAGCGGAUCGUCCAUGUGACGAUGACAGUGAACGACUCUGUCUUCAACCUGACCAACCUGACCGAGCAGAUCACCAGGGAGGAGGUGAUCCCCAUCCCGGGCACGGUGAACGGGGUCAACGCCCUGGGGCUGGUGGUCUUCUCCAUGUGCUUCGGCCUCAUCAUCGGCAACAUGAAGGAGCAGGGCCAGCCCCUCAGGGAGUUCUUCGACAGUCUCAAUGAGGCCAUCAUGAGGCUGGUCGCCAUUAUCAUGUGGUAUGCCCCAAUCGGUAUCCUGUUCCUCAUAUCGGGGAAAAUCGUGGAGAUGGAUGACAUCACUGAGAUGGGUGGUCAGCUGGCCAUGUACACCAUCACGGUGAUCAUAGGCCUUUCCAUCCACGCUUUCAUCAUUCUCCCAGGCCUGUACUUCGCCAUCACACGGCUGAACCCCUUCAUCUUCAUCAUGGGGCUGGUGGAGGCCCUCAUCACAGCCCUGGGAACCUCCUCCAGCUCAGCAACUCUGCCCAUCACCUUCAAGUGUCUGGAGGAGAACAACAAGGUGGAUAAGCGCAUCACACGGUUUGUGUUACCGGUGGGCGCCACCAUCAACAUGGAUGGAACAGCACUAUACGAGGCUCUGGCAGCCAUCUUCAUAGCCCAGGUUAACAACAUGGAGAUGAACAUAGGUCAGAUCAUCACAAUCAGCAUCACAGCCACUGCAGCAAGUAUUGGAGCUGCUGGGAUCCCACAGGCUGGACUGGUCACCAUGGUGAUUGUGCUGACCUCUGUUGGUCUUCCCACUGAUGACAUCACCCUCAUCAUUGCGGUUGAUUGGUUCCUUGAUCGGCUGCGUACCACGACAAACGUCUUGGGCGAUUCCAUUGGGGCAGGCAUUGUGGAGUUCCUAUCUCGACACGAGCUGCAGGCCAAGGAUGUGGAGAUGGGGAACGCUGUACUGGAGGAGAGGAAGAAACCAUACCAGCUCAUCUCUCAGGAAAACGACUACGAGAACGGCAAACGUCCGGGCACUGAAACCAAGAUGUAGCUCAAUGCUCACACACACACAUAUACACGUUUCGGUUUAGUUGAGUUUUUAUUCUUUGUCAUAUUUUUCCAGUUAUUGCCACUGUGCCACAUUUCCUUUCCUUUGUUGUUUUGUCAUUCAUAAAGUUCCUUUUACAAAACAAACAAAUAAUUAUCUCCCUGAAGUGGCCCAAUCAAAUUGCUUACAUCUGCUGCCGCUCUACAAGAUAGAUAGGCUUCCUGUUUUUGUGGUUUUUCUGGCUAUUUUUGUGUUGAGUUAAGUCAUCUUGGCCUAGAAUAAGUACGUGGUAUAAUGGUAUAAGGAGGAAGUUGAUGAGGGCGUUGGUGUCAGAAAGGUAUUUUGUAAAAAGAUUGAAAGACAACAUAUGUUUGAAUGACUGGACAAGCGAUAUCCUUCACAAAAUGCAACCGAGAAGACAUUUAAUUUGAUACUAAUGACAUUAGGCCCGAAUAUACACUACAUGGCCAAAAGUAUGUGGUCGCCCCUUCAAAUUUGGAUAUUUUAGCCACACCCGUUGCUGACAGGUUUAUAAAAUCGAGCACACACCCUUGCGAUUUCCAUAGACAAAAAUUGUCAGUAGAAUGGCCUUACUGAAGUGUUUCGUGACUUUCAAUGACUUUCAGUGUGUCACCAUCAUAGGAUGCCACUUUUCCAGCAAGUCAGUUUUUUUCAAAUUGCUGUCCUGCUAGAGCUGCCCCAGUCAACUGUAAAUGCUGUUAUUGUGAAGUGCAAGGCCACACAAGCUCACAGAAUGGGACCGGCAAGUGCUGAAGUGCGUAGCACGUAAAAAUUGUCUGUCCUCGGUUGCAACACUCACUACCAAGUUCCAAAUUGCCUCUGGAAGUAACGUCAUCACGUGAAUUGUUCGUCAGCACAACAACUGUUCGUCAGGAGCUUCAUGAAAUGAGUUUCCAUGGCCGAGCAGCCGCACACAAGCCUCAGCUCACCAUGCGCAAUGCCAAGCAUUGGCUGGAGUGGUGUAAAGCUCGCUGC